GUUAAAUGAAACAGCCAAUCGUAGGAGAGCCCUUCUAGCCAAUCACAGUCGAGGAAGGCGGGAUCUUCCUUGGACAUGCUACGAUUCCAAAUCCCGCUCCCUACAGACCCGCCUGUUUCGUUUGAUUGGCUGGAGCUCCGGGAGUCACGUGACCGUCUGCUCCGUGACCAAAACAGGAAGAGCUACGACCCAAGAUGGCUGCUGUCUUCCUGGGUCUCCUGCUGGCUGGUCCGGUUCUGCUGGUCACCUCCAGUCCACUUCAUGAGCUCAGCAAUGGGACCAUUCCCCUGGUGAUGUGGCAUGGGAUGGGGGACAGCUGCUGCAACCCGCUCAGCAUGGGCUUCAUCAAGAAGACCAUCGAGGAGGAGAUCCCCGGCAUUUACGUCCUGUCGCUGAGGAUUGGGAAGAACGUGGUGGAGGACAUGGAAAAUGGGUUCUUCAUGGACGUGAACUCUCAGGUGUCGAUGGUGUGCAGCCAGCUGGCUCAGGACCCCACGCUGCAGAGAGGCUACAACGCCAUGGGCUUCUCUCAGGGAGCCCAGUUCCUAAGAGCUGUGGCUCAGCGCUGCCCCGCUCCUCCAAUGAGGACACUGAUUUCUGUUGGUGGACAGCACCAAGGUGUGUACGGGCUUCCCAGGUGUCCUGGGGAGAGUUCUCACAUCUGUGAUGUCAUCCGUGAAGCUCUGAACCGUGGUGCCUACAGUGACCUGGUCCAGAAGCACCUGGUCCAGGCCCAGUACUGGCAUGACCCGCUAAACGACGACCUGUAUAAGAAGCACAGCCUGUUUCUGGCCGACAUCAACCAGGAGCGGGGCGUGAAUGAGACCUACAAGAAGAACCUUCAGCAGCUGAAGAAGUUUGUGAUGGUGAAGUUCCUGCAGGACACCGUGGUGGACCCGGUCGACUCAGAGUGGUUCGGCUUCCUGAAGACGGGUCAGGCCAAAGAGACGGAGACGCUGCAGGAGAGCGUUCUCUACAAAGAGGACCGCCUGGGCCUCGCCGCCAUGGACCACGCUGGGAAGCUGCUGUUCCUGUCCACUGAAGGAGACCACCUCCAGUUCACCCCCGAGUGGUUCCGCAACAACCUGCUGCCCCUGCUGAGGUAGAGCAGCGGACCGGACCGGUCCCAGAGGUUCUGCUCUGUACCUUUACUGUGAAAAGCUUCACUGGGUUUUUCUCGCCUAACGGAGAAUCCUGAACUGCUUAUUCCCAGGAAGCAGCAGCGUUCCCAGCAUGGCCAGCUCUAAUGGGAAUAAACACAAACUCUGGUUUUAUUGCAACGUUUUAAUGAUCUCAUGUUUCUGCUGCUGGGCCCAAAAUAAAGACGCUGACAGAUCA
Nothobranchius furzeri (turquoise killifish) is the source of this 1338-nucleotide messenger RNA. RefSeq names its product palmitoyl-protein thioesterase 1 (ceroid-lipofuscinosis, neuronal 1, infantile) (gene ppt1). Lineage: Eukaryota; Metazoa; Chordata; Actinopteri; Cyprinodontiformes; Nothobranchiidae. The record is from RefSeq and is a predicted model, not a curated record. Gene Ontology annotation, cellular component: lysosome. Gene Ontology annotation, biological process: receptor-mediated endocytosis; protein depalmitoylation. Gene Ontology annotation, molecular function: palmitoyl-(protein) hydrolase activity.